This is a messenger RNA of Thelazia callipaeda (thelaziosis nematode), 525 nucleotides long. The record is from the annotation of a GenBank genome assembly. Lineage: Eukaryota; Metazoa; Nematoda; Chromadorea; Rhabditida; Thelaziidae.
AUGGAAGCGUUAAGCAAGCUGAUUGUUCACUGUGCUCAAGUCGGUAUUUCGCAAGUUACGCUGUAUGACCCAUGGUCUUACAUCUCCUCAAAAAGUAGUGCUUUGCAGCAACUUACUCAUGUUUUAACACAAAAAACAUGUUCGAAAAGAAUUGUUGAAAUUGUAUUUUCCGAUUCACUUGAUACUGCGACGCAUAUAAGUCCUUCCCAUACACUCGUUAAAGUGAUGGAUUCGCAAGAUGGUCGUCAAUCCAUUGUCAGAGCUUGUAAAAAAAUAUGCACGAAAAGUCUACCGGCAGACAUUACGGUGGAACAAAUAUCCGAAUACCUUGAGCAGGAACAUAUUUGUGAACCAGACUUCCUGUUACAUAUAGGUGACCUAGAUACAAUGGCAGGCUACUCCCCUUGGGUAUUAAGAAUUACGGAAAUCCUCCGACUUGAGGACCUUUCUGGUAAUUUCUCAUACCAGCAAUUUCUUUCUUAUUUGCAUAACUAUUCCUCUAGAGAUCGACGAAUUGGAAGGUAA